Messenger RNA from Aplysia californica (California sea hare), 594 nucleotides. RefSeq lists its product as uncharacterized. Bases 130 to 594 code for a protein of 154 amino acids. The record is from RefSeq and is a predicted model, not a curated record. The transcript is spliced from 3 exons. Lineage: Eukaryota; Metazoa; Mollusca; Gastropoda; Aplysiida; Aplysiidae.
UGAAAUAGAUUUUUGAUUAGCAUAAUGGCACUGCUCACGUCUUUUCGUCUUCGGAUUGUUUUCUGGGGAUAGUUUUCUACUUUCUCAAGGGACAUAAUUCCCCACGAAUUGUUUACACUAGGCAACAACAUGGCGCCGAAGAAACGAUGGGAAAUGUUUAUCGCGAUAUUGGGUUGUUCCACUUUUGUCCUCUUCAUGACGUAUAAAGUUUCUUUUAAUUGGUAUGACGAAUACAAAGUAUUGCAGGAAGAGAGGCAUUGGUCUGGUUUUGGACCCGAGCAAGGAAACUACAGUUUCACAGUUGUCACAGGGCUCUUUGACAUUGGCCGGGGCAGAUGGAUGACCAGUUGGAGGACGUACAAUGAUUAUCUCGGAUACUUGCUGCAGAUCCUCAAGCUGGAUGUAAACUUGAUCGUGUUCAUUGAGAAAAAGGGUGUGCCAUUUGUUGAAAGGAACAGGCGCGGGAGAGAGGGGCGGACGCGGAUAUAUGAAAUGGAUAUCAUGGAUCUGGAGUACUUUCCCCUGCUCAAGGAUAUCACCAACAUCAUGCAGAGUCAGCAGUUUCAGGUGAGAGAAUUGGUUAGGGUUAUGUGA